Molecule: messenger RNA, 501 nt
Organism: Cooperia oncophora
Lineage: Eukaryota; Metazoa; Nematoda; Chromadorea; Rhabditida; Trichostrongylidae
Source: the annotation of a GenBank genome assembly
AUGGCGACAUGGGUGCCAUUCAUAUCCGAAUGUCGGGUUGUCCAAAUGCAUCGAGCUACGAUUACACGACCUUUGCUAGUACAAAAAGCUUUCCUCCUAGGAGCUGCUUCGACUCUGGACUGGACGGCAGCUACCGUUGACCUAUCCAAGCUUUCGGACUUCUUCAAAGGGCCUGGAGUAUACGAAAUGACGGUCACCGUAAAGGAUACCGUAUCAGGAAGCGUUAGUUCUCGGAGCUGUUUCAUAACCCUCAUGGAUGUAACAACUACUACAAAAGAUAUCUCGACAAGCACAUCAAAGCUCGAUCUCCAGACAAGUACAUCAGAAUCCGACGUCCCGAGGACUUCGUUCUAUACUCACCCAAGCAGCACAAACGCCACCACCGGCGCACCCUCGCCCACAGAAGCUCCACAAAGCUCUCCUGCUUUGUCGUCUUCCACGAUCUCAACAACUACUACCAUGGAACCGCUGGUAUCCUCAAGCUCAUUUCCAUCCAUGUAA